Messenger RNA from Ziziphus jujuba (common jujube), 2005 nucleotides. Its product is annotated as phloretin 4'-O-glucosyltransferase. The coding region runs from base 291 to 1733 and encodes 480 amino acids. The record is from RefSeq and is a predicted model, not a curated record. Lineage: Eukaryota; Viridiplantae; Streptophyta; Magnoliopsida; Rosales; Rhamnaceae. Gene Ontology annotation, molecular function: UDP-glycosyltransferase activity. The transcript has 2 exons.
AUAUAUAUGUAUAUAUAUGUAUAUAUACACACACAAAUAUCAUCUCCACACCAAAUGAUUAAUGAAGAUCCCAAUAUUUAUUUUUAUAAAAAAUAAUUAUUAUAAAAAACAAAAACUUUUAUAAUUAUUUAAUAAUUAUAUAAUUAUUAUCUGUAUUUGUCUAUAAACUCUCCUCGCGGGUGGCUAAUAUCCGGAGUAGCUAACUCCAAGUCCAACCAACAUUUCACAUCAAAUCCCACACAACCCAUUUAUCAACGUACAAAACCCCACGCGCCACCUCCUCGGCUGCCAUGGCAAAACCCCGGCUCAUCCUCGUCUUGUAUGCAGCACAAGGUCACAUAAACCCCGGCCUGCAAUUGGCAGAGCGCGUCAUCGCAGCCGGCGCAGAGAUCACCUUGGUCACCACCAUCUUUGCCCACCGGCGAAUCAUCAAGGCCAAAACUUCCCCACCAGCCGGCUUGUCUUUCGCCCCCUUCUCCGACGGCUACGACGAAGGGCUCAAGCCCGGAGAUGACGUCAAGACCUUCGUAUCGGAGAAUCGCCGUCACGGAAAGCAAGCUCUCUCCAAGCUCAUAGACUCGGGUGCCAAAGAAGGCCGUCCAUUCACUGGCAUAGUCUACAGCUUAUGCCAGUAUUGGGUUGCAGAGUUAGCUCAUGAGCUUCAAAUUCCAACAAGUUUGCUUUGGGUUGAGCCCGCUACAGUGUUUGAUAUGUACUACUAUUACUUCCAUGGCUAUGAAGAUAUCAUCAAGGACAGUAUCAAUAACCCUUCAUGUUCAGUAGAAUUACCUGGACUGCCAUUGCAGCUCACUGGUGCAGACAUUCCCUCCUUCAUGGAUGCUUCGAAGCCUAGCAAUGAUAUUGCCAUGCAAGUGCUCAAAGAGCAGUUUGAAGUUCUUGAAAAAGAAAGAAACCCAAAAGUGCUUGUGAACACCUUUGAUGAUCUAGAGCCUGAGGCUUUGAAAGCAAUAACUGAGAUCAAUUUAAUUGGGAUUGGACCGUUGAUUCCAAUUACUUUCUAUGAUGGGAAAGAAUAUCAUGAAUAUCCAUCUGAGACUAGUUCAUUUAGAGGAGAUCUUGAAGGCUCAAGGGAUUGGAAUUGUAUGGAAUGGAUGAAUUCGAAACCAAAAGCUUCCAUUGUUUAUGUUUCGUUUGGAACUGUGUGUGUGUUGCCAAAGCAACAAAUGGAGGAAAUUGGAGGUGGGUUAUUGGAUUUUGGGCAACCAUUUUUGUGGGUUAUUACAGAGAAGCAAUAUGAAGAGGGAAAGAAAGAAGAAGAUGAAUUGAGUUGCAUAGAGGAAUUGGAGAAGCUUGGGAAAAUAGUUCCAUGGUGUUCUCAAAUGGAGGUUUUGUCAAAUCCUUCAUUAGGCUGUUUUGUGACACAUUGUGGGUGGAAUUCGACAUUGGAGAGUUUGGUUUGCGGCGUUCCAAUGGUGGCUUUUCCGAGGUGGAUAGACCAAGGAAGCAAUGCAAAGUUGAUAGAGGAUUCAUGGAAGACGGGGUUAAGAGUGAAAGCGAGUAAGGAAGGGAUUGUUGAAAGAGAUGAGAUUAAGAGGUGCUUGGAAUUGGUAAUGGGCGAUGGUGAAAUUGGGGAAGAAAUCCGAAGGAAUGCUAAGAAAUGGAAGGAUUUGGGUAGAGAAGCUGUGAAGGUAGGUGGAUCUUCUAAUAAGAAUUUCAAGGCAUUUGUGAAUGAGAUAAUUUCUGAUUCCUAUAUUCAUGAAGAGAAGCUGUGAAGGGUGAUAUCCAGUGGGUGGAGAGCGUAGUGAACAGGUUGACCUUGACAUCGACAUCGAUGAGUCGCUUUUACAAAUGUCAGGGCCGGGUUUAUGCAACCUUGUGUCGGAGGAUGAAUGCAACGAGGAUGAUCCUGGCGGUGAAAGAGGGAAGAAAUGGAGUUGUGAAUUGUAAUGAGACUUUGCCUUUAAAACCUUUUGUACAGAUGCAUGAAUAGAUAUGCCAAGAUUUGAAUAAGAAAUUAGUUAAACCUUGUUUUCUUAUCAAACAA